This is a messenger RNA of Dictyostelium discoideum AX4, 147 nucleotides long. RefSeq lists its product as hypothetical. The record is from RefSeq and is a predicted model, not a curated record. Lineage: Eukaryota; Evosea; Eumycetozoa; Dictyosteliales; Dictyosteliaceae. The transcript has 2 exons. The coding region runs from base 1 to 147 and encodes 48 amino acids.
AUGGAUUUAAAAUUUUUCUUCAAAUACCUACAUUUCAUUGAUCAAAUUAAAAAUCUUUAUAAAAAUCCUUCAAAAUUUAAUAAUCUUUCAAUUUUUGAUUUCAUGUCAAUAUUUUCUUUAUCAAUUGCUUCAACACCAAUUUCUUAA